ACAAGCGGCGGGCUGCUCCGCCGAGUCCUCGCAGGUGGAGGCCCUUCUGCCGACGGCACUGAGUAGACAUCUCCGGGCAGAGGCCAGGCCGCGCUACCCGGGCUGCCGCUGGGCGCCGGAGGGGCGGAGAGGGGAGGUGAGUCCUGGCAAUCCCAUGGGCAGGGCGCCCUCCGCGGGCCAGGAUCACCUUCGGGCAGCAGGGAGCGAACAGCGCUGAGCGGCGGGAAGAUGGAGCGACGAAGGGACAGCACGAUGGCGGACGAGUUGGCCAACGCCGCAGCCCGCGGCGAUCUGCAGCGCAUACGGGAGCUGCUGGACUGCGCGGCAGACCCCAACGCCGUCAACUCCUACGGCCGGACCCCCAUUCAGGUGAUGAUGCUGGGCAGCCCGAGGGUGGCGGAGCUGCUGCUGCAGCGCGGUGCCGACCCCAACCGCCCCGACCCUCGCACCGGCUGCCUCCCGGCGCACGACGCGGCCCGCGCCGGCUUCCUGGAGACGCUGACAGCUCUGCACAGCGCUGGGGCGCGCCUCGACCUGCCCGAUGGCAGCGGCCGCCUUCCUCUAGACGUGGCGGCGGGGGGCCCGCACGGACCCGUGGCCAGGUUCCUCCGCCACCUGCCGCCGCGAGCCUAGCCGCCUCCUUUGCCGCCCCUUACCCUAAUUUAUGGCUCGUGUCCUCCUCGGGAGAUAGAGUCUUGUAGCAGCCACUUGCUGUAAAUAACGCCGACACUGCACUUCCCCACUCAUGAAAGACCCGCGGGACAUGUCGUGUUUCGUACACUACAUUUUGCACUUUUCUGCAGUGUUAUCCUGCACUUAAAACUCCACUGCCCUCCACGCCCCUCUUUUCUCACACUAGAGUCCCAACACUGUGAAGAGAACUAAAUAUGAAGGAACCCCACCUCACAGAGGUGUCACAAUAAACUCUUCAACUCUUCCUGUUUUGACAGGA
Messenger RNA from Melopsittacus undulatus (budgerigar), 952 nucleotides. RefSeq names its product cyclin-dependent kinase 4 inhibitor B. NCBI's taxonomy places the organism in Eukaryota, Metazoa, Chordata, Aves, Psittaciformes, Psittaculidae. Gene Ontology annotation, cellular component: cytoplasm; nucleus. The record is from RefSeq and is a predicted model, not a curated record. The transcript is spliced from 2 exons. Bases 229 to 633 code for a protein of 134 amino acids. Gene Ontology annotation, biological process: negative regulation of cell population proliferation; regulation of G1/S transition of mitotic cell cycle; regulation of cyclin-dependent protein serine/threonine kinase activity. Gene Ontology annotation, molecular function: protein kinase binding; cyclin-dependent protein serine/threonine kinase inhibitor activity.